AAAUUAGCCUUCAACAUGAGCUCUUUGUUAUUCUAUGCCAUUUUGCUUCUUUUUGCUAAUGCUGCUUCUUUAGCAAAAGCCAAAAUUCACUACCAUGACUUUGUUAUUCAAGCAACGCCGGUGAAGAGGCUGUGCAAUACGCAUAGUACUAUAACCGUGAAUGGGCAAUUUCCUGGACCAACUUUGGAAGUGAACAAUGGAGAUACUCUAGUGGUAAAGGUUGUCAAUAGAGCUCAAUAUAAUGUCACCAUUCAUUGGCACGGGGUGAGGCAAAUGAGAACGGCAUGGGCAGAUGGACCAGAAUUCAUCACUCAGUGUCCGAUUAGACCAGGAGGGAGUUACACUUAUCGAUUUACUAUUCAAGGACAAGAAGGGACACUUUGGUGGCACGCCCAUAGCUCGUGGCUCAGGGCCACUGUUUAUGGAGCCUUAGUUAUCCACCCAAAAGAAGGAACUGCUUAUCCAUUCCCUAAGCCCAAGAGACAAACACCCAUUCUGCUUGGUGAGUGGUGGGAUGCAAACCCCAUUGAUGUUAUUAGACAAGCCACACGAACGGGAGCAGCACCUAAUGCAUCAGAUGCUUACACCAUCAAUGGUCAACCGGGUGAUCUUUACAAGUGUUCUAAUCAAGAUACUACCAUAGUCCAUGUGGACUCAGGUGAGACGAACCUCCUUCGAGUCAUCAACUCUGGACUCAACCAACAACUUUUCUUCUCAGUGGCAAACCACAAGUUCACUGUUGUUGGAGCAGAUGCAUCUUAUGUUAAACCAUUCACGACAUCAGUCCUUAUGCUAGGACCAGGCCAGACUACUGAUGUCCUCAUAACUGCUAAUCAACCGCCUGCCAGAUACUACAUGGCUGCACGUGCCUACGCAAGUGCACAAGGAGCACCCUUUGACAACACCACAACCACAGCCAUCUUAGAGUACAAGGCUGCUCCUUGCCCUGCUAAGGGUGUCAAGAUAAACCCCGCUUUCCCAUCUCUACCAGCAUUUAAUGACACAGCCACCGCCACUGCCUUUACCAGUAGCUUCAGAAGUGCAAGAAAAGUCCAAGUGCCAACUGAAAUCGAUGAAGAUCUAUUCUUCACAGUUGGAUUGGGACUCAACAAUUGCCCUGCAGGGGCAAGUUCCAGCAGCUGUCAAGGUCCAAAUGGAACGCGGUUCACUGCCAGUAUGAACAAUGUAUCAUUUGUGCUACCAUCCAAUUUCUCCUUACUGCAAGCACAUCACCAGGGAAUACCUGGAGUUUUCUCAACAGAUUUCCCAUCAAGCCCACCCGUUAAAUUUGAUUACACUGGUAAUGUUAGCAGGUCACUCUGGCAACCUAUUUCCGCAACUAAAGUAUACAAGUUAAGUUAUGGCGCGAGAGUGCAGCUUGUGUUACAGGGGACUAGUAUCGUCACAGCUGAAAACCAUCCAAUUCAUCUUCACGGAUACGAUUUUUACAUUCUUGCUGAGGGAUUUGGAAACUUCAAUCCACAAACAGAUACUUCUAAAUUUAACCUUAUUGAUCCACCUCUUCGUAAUACUGCAAGUGUACCAGUCAAUGGAUGGUCCGUCAUAAGAUUUGUAGCUGAUAAUCCAGGAAUUUGGCUAAUGCACUGUCACUUGGAUGUGCACAUUACUUGGGGUUUGGCCAUGGCAUUCCUUGUGGAAAAUGGAGUUACUGAAUUAGAAGCAGUAGAGGAGCCUCCAGUUGACCUUCCUGUUUGUUAACACCUGCUAUCCACAACACUACAGAAAUCAUUUUGAAUAUUUUAGUUUAUAUCAAUUAUAUUGUCUUUUUCUUUUGCUUAAUUAAUAGUCUCUCAAUUUUUUAUUGAGUUAAGAUGGUGCCAACACUUGCAAGUCAAGGCACCAUCUAGAUGUUGCAGAUAUAUAUACUGUAUUCUUUCAAGUCCAACAAUUAAUAGAGAUGAUUUGAUU
Molecule: messenger RNA, 1929 nt
Organism: Solanum verrucosum
Lineage: Eukaryota; Viridiplantae; Streptophyta; Magnoliopsida; Solanales; Solanaceae
Product: laccase-12-like
Exons: 6
Coding region: 16-1719 (567 amino acids)
Biological process (GO): lignin catabolic process
Cellular component (GO): apoplast
Molecular function (GO): copper ion binding; hydroquinone:oxygen oxidoreductase activity
Source: RefSeq, a predicted model, not a curated record